Molecule: messenger RNA, 1261 nt
Organism: Tinamus guttatus (white-throated tinamou)
Lineage: Eukaryota; Metazoa; Chordata; Aves; Tinamiformes; Tinamidae
Source: RefSeq, a predicted model, not a curated record
GCUUCCUACAGGCUGCUGCUUCGUUCGAAGUGAAAGAUUCGAGCGGUAACGUCUGCCUCGUAGCUGAUAUGACAGUGGCCUUCUCAGUGGAGUACAACAGCAGUGAGCAAAGAGAGGUUGCACACUUUUUCCUUCCACAAAAUGCCACAUUGCUGCAACGAAGCACAUGUGGUAAACAAAACACAUCUCGAGCAAUUCUGGCAUUGGGUUUUGGAGCAGGACAUUCGUUAAGCCUGCUUUUCAUGAAGAGUGCGAACCAGUACCAAGUUGAAGAGAUACAUUUCCACUACAAUCUGUCAGAUAAAACUUUAUUCCAUAAUUCAACUGAAGAAAAAGUGGUGAAAGUAUCACAGAAAUCUGAUAUUCGGGCAGAUAUGGGCACAAAAUACAGAUGUGUCAACUCCAAGCACAUAAAUCUGAAGAAUAUGAACAUCACUUUCAGCAAUGUUACUUUAGAAGCAUACAUGACAAAUGGCACUCUCAGUAUAAACAAGACGGAGUGUGCUGAAGACAUGGUCUCCACCACUGUGAUGACCACAACCCCCCGGCACACGACGAGCCAGGUCCCAACAGCGACCGCAGCGCCGACCGCGUCGCCCCAGAGCCCCGCGGUUGGGAGGUACAACGUGACCGGUGCCAACGGGACCUGUGUGCUGGCCUCCAUGGGGCUGCAGCUCAAUGUCACCUACCUCAAAAAAGAUGAAAAGAUGGGGUUAGAUUUGCUGAAUUUUGUACCACACAAUACAACUUCUUCUGGGACGUGCAACAACACUUUUGCCUCGUUGACUUUGACUUUUGAGAAAACGAGACUUAUCUUUUACUUUGCGCUGAAUUCAAGUGCUGAAAAGUUCUUCCUGCAAGGUGUGAAUGUGAGCACGAUUCUGCCUUCUGAAGCAAAAGUUCCAAAGUUUGAAGCGUUCAACAACAGCAUGAGCGAGCUGAGAGCUUCGGUGGGGAACUCCUACAAGUGCAGCGCGGAGGAGAACCUCUGGGUCUCGGACAAAGCCUUUCUCAACGUAUUCAAUGUUCAGAUACAAGUUUUCAAGAUCGAUGGAGACAAAUUUGGAGCAGUGGAAGAAUGCCAACUGGAUGAAAAUAACAUGCUGAUCCCAAUAAUAGUUGGUGCAGCCCUUGCUGGCCUUGUUCUCAUUGUCUUGAUUGCUUACUUGAUUGGCAGGAAGAGGAGCCACGCUGGAUAUCAAACAAUUUAAUGACUUGCACUCAAAUCCAGUGUAGAUAAAAAGCAAUUGCAAGAAGCAGA